Leishmania major strain Friedlin is the source of this 702-nucleotide messenger RNA. RefSeq lists its product as hypothetical. The transcript has a single exon. The record is from RefSeq and is a predicted model, not a curated record. NCBI's taxonomy places the organism in Eukaryota, Euglenozoa, Kinetoplastea, Trypanosomatida, Trypanosomatidae. Bases 1 to 702 code for a protein of 233 amino acids.
AUGACGGUAAAGCCACAAGUGGCACAGUGGCAGGAAACCGUGAAGCAGCUUGCGGGAUUGCCUCACGACGUGCUUCGUGGUAUGCUGCGCGACGUUCAGGCGCAGCUGCAAGAGGAGCGGCGCGCCUUUUCUCAAGAAAGAAAAGAGUUCGAGCACGUUCAGCUGCGGCUCGCCAAACUGACGAGAGACUUGGAAAGCGCGCAGAGGCAGCGAGAGCAGCAGCGCCGACACGCAAGCAAAGAUGCCGAAGCUGCUGCGCGCACGUCCCGGCUGCUGCGGGCGGCGAGACGCCGGGGACAGAGGUAUGAGGAGGCGAUUGCGCGAACUCUAGACGACAUUCACCAGCUUCGUCACGGCAACCGCGACACGGCCGCCUCUCCUACGUCGGUGCCGGCCAUUUCGGUCGGUAUGGACGUUCUUUCGAUCGACUCGCCCGGACGGCGCCACGUGGACGUUCACACUGAGGUGAGCGUGCCGCCGACCCCGGCGCGAGAGUCGAGUCGCGCUGCAGCAGCCGUCAGAGCAGCGAAUGAGGAGCAGCGGCGCUCAGUGCUCUUACACGAGCUGGCGCAUCGCGUAGCGCGCGUGGAGCGUGAGAAUCGAAUGCUUCGGAGCAGCAUCGACGUCUUGAGCCGCGGCGACGCUUCCUCUGUGAAGCUCUAUUGCAAGUUGGAGUCGCUUCAUCCUUCACGGGUUGUGUGA